CCGCGCUGCCACUAGUGAGUUGAACACCGCGGAGAUGGAGGAAAACACACCCGCUAUCUCUAUUUGGUUCUUCCUUCUCGCGGAUACAUGGUGACGCGAGCAGGGUGAGGUAGGAGGAAGUUUGGCAGUCUUUCUCCGCAACGUGGUCAGCCGAGUCCCAGCCAGCAGAGAGAUGCGUUUUUACCUCUCGUGGAGACGGAGACAAUUGUGUCUCAGCCUAAUGCUAUCCUGUAUGGUAGCGUUGAUGGUGACGGGCAGAGACUGGCAGCGGACGAGCGUCACCCGCAGGCCUCCCCUCGAUCCCUCCCUGGGAUACGACGACUCCACGCUUAUUCAGUCGGUGGCACAGAGCUUCCUGCAUCCUCCCUCCAGCGAACCAUAUCAUCUCAUGCAGAAUUUAGCUGAGACAGACAUCCACGCAGCUCAAUAUAUGAAUUUCAAAGCAGAAAUUGCAUAUGCAUUUUGCCAGAGAGCCAUAAAGAACAUUUUUGAUAAAGCCGGGCCUGGUUUCUUUGUGGAGGCUGGUGCUCUUGAUGGAGAGUUCCUGUCUAACACACUGCCUCUGGAAAGGGAGCGAGGGUGGACGGGUUUACUAGUAGAGGCAGACGGAGACAUGUUUAACGAACUGGUGAGUAAAAGGCGACGUGCAUGGGCUAGUCACUCCUGCCUCGCCACACGCCCGCAUCCACACUCCGAAACCCUCAUCAAAUACGUCCGUCAGAACACUUUAAAGGAUGCAUUUUCCAACCACGCUGCUCGGGCCCAUAAUUCCCUGCUGGACCAGACUGCGGGCGACACACUCGACGGUUCCAUGCCCGGACACCCCAUCUACGAGUCGGUGCAGUGCCUCCCGCUUGCGACCCUCCUGCUGGCAAUCAACACCACUCACGUUGAUCUCGUUUCCCUGGAUGUGGAGGGGGCAGAGAUGGGAAUCAUUCGUCAUUUCCCGUGGAGGCGAGUGACGGUGGACGUGUGGGUGGUGGAACACGCUCGAGAGACCUACCACCGCCUGCAGAGGGCCACAAACGGCUCCCUAGUGGUGACCAUUGACGAGGAGUUCAUCCGCUUAUUCACGUCACAGGGCUAUGAGGUGUAUGAGAUCAGCAAGGACGUGAUCAUUCCCAAUUACGUGUUUGUCCUGCGUGGCUCGUCGCCCUACCACAGGCUGCGUGCCACAGGAAAGAUGAGACACACCGAAAGCUUGUAAAAGGCACAAAUAAAUAAUAAUGAAUAAUUAACAAUAAAUAGUAAUCUUCCCGUUUGCUCGUGUUUACCUGCCGCGUCCACACACACACACACACACGCGCGCGCGCAUACACUUUUGCUAUUUUGAAGUCAUGCUUAUUUUACAAUUAUUUUAAUCUCUUCUAAAUAUAUUCUGCUAGUAAUGAAAUAUAACUUUUCCUUCUCUUAUUCUUAUUCUUUUAAUUGCUUUUCCAUCUGUUUAUCUUCCUUUGCCCUGUUAUCCUAGUUCCGCAAUCCUUUAUACCAUGCCCUCAUUGCCCUACCACGCCGUUAUUUCUUGUUUCUCUCACUUCCUCUUCCUUUAUUCUCUAUCAUCUUAACUCAUUUUAUCUAGCCAUUAUAUCACCCUCUUAUUCUCUCAUUUCCUCAUUCAUCCUUUUAAGAUUUUUUUAUCAUGCAUACAUACAUAGACUAGAUAGAUACUAGAUACAUAGACUAGAUCAGAUUAGAUCAUAUGAUGUUUCGGGUUGUAGCCUUUGCAACGGCACCCUAUUUAUCUAGUGAGCGCUUCCCGUGGCGCAGAUCAGACGAGGUUUCGGCAAAUGCAUUUAGACUUCUCUUAUACUAAUGAAUGAGUAAAUAAUCUAACUAUAAUACAUGUCUGAGUGUGAUAAUAGUGUGUAAGGGAAGAAAAGUCGGCAUUUGUUCGCCUGUAAUUCCGAACUUAGUGAGAGAAAAUAAAUCUGGUUGUAUAUAUAUUUCUGCAUUUUUUUUCUUCACACCAACAAGGAAAUGUAUCCAGACUUUGCACACUAAUUGAUAAACUAACAGUCUACAUAUUACUCGUGUCUGAGUGUGAUAGCAGCGCAUGUGGGAAGACAAACUUUUUUUUUCUGAACAUUAAUUAGAGGGGAAAAAAAUGUUGAUCGUCUAUUUCGGCAUUUCUUUCACCAGAACAGCAAGAUAAUGCAACUAGACACCACAAAAUGAUAAAUAAGUGAAUAAUCUACCUAUAACACAUAUAUGGCUGUGUUGAUAGUGUGCCUGUGAAGAGAAAUACGAAUAAAUAAUAAUGCGCAGACGCGGGACAUAGUUGAGGCCGAGAACCAUAAUAAUAUUGAGCCGUGGCUGGGAGGCUCCGUGUGUCUGUGUGUGUGUGUUUGUCUGUGGCUGUGUGAGUGAAUAGUGUUGCUUCAUGUGUGCUUUGUGCUUCAGGAAGAAGAGAAGAAAGAAAGUGAGGCACCAAUUAUAACAGAAGAAAG
Molecule: messenger RNA, 2447 nt
Organism: Scylla paramamosain (green mud crab)
Lineage: Eukaryota; Metazoa; Arthropoda; Malacostraca; Decapoda; Portunidae
Exons: 2
Coding region: 173-1207 (344 amino acids)
Source: RefSeq, a predicted model, not a curated record